AUGGAACGCCGCCGCACAUCUAGAAAUGUGACACUGGAUUGGAUUGAGCGAGAUAGCGAACAUGCAAAUGAGAUCUCAGUAGAUCUCAUUCAAAACACAUAUGCCCGUCUCAAACUCCAAUACGCAGAAAUCCUGCGCCAGAAUUGGGUCGAAGAGCUCGAAUCGCCCGACCAAAUCUUUGACCAACUGUCUCUCGCUGCAUGUCUAAUUGAACUAUGGAGGAGCAUGUACGGCACCAUACCAGCAACAGAACAAAACCCCAACGAAGACAAAAACACAGCACAAUUCCCAGGCUUCGUGGACAUAGCCUGUGGCAACGGGAUCAUCGUCUACGUACUCCUCAUGGAAGGAUACAAAGGCUCAGGGUUCGACGCCCUCCGUCGAAAGUCUUGGGCGACAUACCCAGCCGAAGUACAGAAAUAUCUGGAGGAACGGGUUAUCAUUCCUCGGCCUUUUCUGGAUGUACUCCAACCGCAGGAACUCGGCAUGGAGAUCCAUGCGGGCGAUUUUCCGGAGAAUACAUUCAUCAUAUCUGACCAUGCGGAUGAACUCACCGUCUGGACUCCUUUAAUAGCCGCAUUGGCGAAUCCGACGUCGCCGCUACCGUUCUUUGUUGUUCCCUGCUGUUCUCGCUCGCUCGCUGGCUCCUCGUAUCGCUAUCCACCGCCAAACGGCGAUGUUGCUACUACAAGGAGCGAUACCUUAAAGCAGAAUGCACAGCCUGCUUCUGGUGAUUUGAGGGCGCUUCGGGCGAUUAAGAUGAAGGAGAAGACUGAGAGCGGGUUUUUGGAGUCGAUGAUUGGCUCGCUUGCUGCGAAAACGAUGAGUGUUGCUGAGGAGAUUGGGAUUGGUGUUGAGAAGACGUGGCUACGUACCCCGGGUGCGAUUAACAUGGCGUUAAUUGGAGGACGGCGGCAGGUUACAAGGGAGUGGAUAAAGCAGUCUGAUACCAGAGAUUUUUCAAUGGAAGAGGAUCAACGGGAUGCCCUUUUGAAGAAGGUUAUGGGAGUGGUUGAGAGAGAAUGUGCCCAGGAUGGCGGUAUUCAAGCAGCUGCUAAGCUUUGGGUUGGAGCUUUUGGCAGGGAUAAGACAGUGCAUUGA
Molecule: messenger RNA, 1101 nt
Organism: Penicillium paradoxum
Lineage: Eukaryota; Fungi; Ascomycota; Eurotiomycetes; Eurotiales; Aspergillaceae
Gene: trm44
Product: tRNA (uracil) methyltransferase
Exons: 1
Coding region: 1-1101 (366 amino acids)
Biological process (GO): tRNA methylation
Molecular function (GO): tRNA (uridine) methyltransferase activity
Source: RefSeq, a predicted model, not a curated record